Diaporthe batatas is the source of this 2571-nucleotide messenger RNA. RefSeq lists its product as uncharacterized. Gene Ontology annotation, biological process: proteolysis. The record is from RefSeq and is a predicted model, not a curated record. NCBI's taxonomy places the organism in Eukaryota, Fungi, Ascomycota, Sordariomycetes, Diaporthales, Diaporthaceae. Gene Ontology annotation, molecular function: aspartic-type endopeptidase activity. The coding region runs from base 697 to 2145 and encodes 482 amino acids. The transcript is spliced from 2 exons.
CCUUCCUCGUGCCGUGCAUGGGGCGACUGCGAACUACACUACUACGCAUUGUUUUCCUUCCAAAAGGGAAACUGCCAGACUAACUAACAGACGGACGACUGACGACGCCAUCCGUCAUUGUCCAGACAGAACCAGGCAGUGUUAGCUGUCCGUCUGCUCGUCCGUCAAAGCUCCAAGAGCUGUCCAAGACUUUUGCGGCACCUUGCGCUCUCUCUCAUUUUGCACACUUACUUAUCUGGCCCUCGCGCUGCUUGGCCCUCUUCUUGGGUCACGCCUUUGCACGCCGCCGUUCUCUUGGCUUUUCCUUGGUUUUUCUUGCCUCAAACUCCCCCAGUCCGCCAUUGCGCACCAUGCGCGCCCUUCUUUCUUUUGACCUCUUCCUAGCUCGCUGACGCUCUCUGCGGUCGCUUCUGAAGGCGAAGGCGAUUUCGCCCUUCUUAUGAGCCCCGCCCCCAUCCCACAUUUUCCACACCGGCAAGCAUCUUCGCUUGCCGAUUGUCUGCUGCUUGUUGUUCACCAUCCCGGGGUAGCUCUGAGCCCCGGUCUGCCUUCCUUUGUGCACUCUCGUCCGGCUCCAGUUCUGGCCGAUCCUCUCCUUGCAUCUUUUGCUGGCCUGCGAGGCUCGCACACACGAAGAGCCCUCGUGCCGCAACAGCACCAGCAUCUCAGAGCGCCCAGUUGUUCUAUGUCGGCGGCAUGUCGAGGCCAUUUGCUGUGCUGGCCGUCUCUGCCGGCUUAUUACUGCUUGCGCCACCCGCCAAUGCCGCCGGCACCGUCCAAUGGGACAUCCACAAGCACCACCCCAAGGCGAGGUUCGGCAGGCGCACAGCAGAUACCCACGAGGGCACCAUCACGAACGAGCUGACCAGGGGUGGCUACUUCGCAAAAUGCUCCAUGGGCAAUCCUCCCCAGGAGUUGACUCUGCAGCUCGACACCGGCAGCAGCGAUAUCUGGGUCCCCUGGAACCUGGCAUCUGUGUGCGAGGCCGAGAGGUGCACCCUUGGCAACUUUGAUCCGAAAGCCUCGUCGACCUUCACCGACGCCGGGAAAGGCACCUUUGACAUUUCGUAUGUCGACGGUAGCUUCGCCAAUGGCGACUACUUUAUGGACUCUUUCGAGAUUGCAGGCGCCACCGUGACCAAUGUCACAAUGGGCCUCGGCCUAAACACCACCAUCACCUACGGGCUGGCUGGAGUCGGCUACAUGUUGAACGAAGCAAUAGUCGACACCGAAAACUCCACCGAGGCCGCCUAUCCCAACCUCCCCGUGGUCAUGGUGAACGAGGGCCUCAUAAAUACCAACGCCUACAGUCUGUGGCUCAACGACCUCGACUCAAGCAAGGGCAACAUCCUCUUCGGCGGCGUAGAUACGGAGAAGUACGUGGGCAACUUGACAAGAAUCGACAUACUGGUGAAUAACAAAACCAACGUUUACGACUCCUUUCUGGUCCCCGUCACGUCGUUACUUGCUGUUAGCGAGAGCGGCACCGACAUCCUGACAUCGACCGAGUACCCAAUCGACGUUGUUCUCGACUCUGGCACGACCCUCAGCUACCUGCCCAACGAUAUUGCAGAGCAGAUAUGGAGAGAAGUCGGCGCUACCUACACCCCUGACGUUGGACUCGCCCUGCUGCCAUGCCGGAUGCAAGCUAGCAAGGGCCACUUUUCAUUUGGCUUUGCAGGUCCAGAAGGUCCAAGGAUCAAUGUGUCCAUGGACGAGCUUGUGCUUGACCUUGUCACCUCCGGACCGGCGCCAACCUUCACCUCUGGACCUUUCGAAGGCGAGGAUGCGUGCGAGUUUGGCAUCCAGAACUCGACCAAGAGCCCAUUCCUGUUGGGCGACACAUUUCUCCGCAGCGCAUAUGUGGUCUACGACCUGCAGAACAACGAAAUCGGCAUCGCGCAGACUGAUUUCAACGCAACCGCAUCAAACAUUGUUGCUUUCGAGGGAAACGGCUCUACUAUCCCGUUCUCUACCUUGGUCAUUAAUCAGAACCUGACCAGUUCGACGACGGCUGCGUCCCCUUCUUUCGCGGCUGAGAGUGGCUUCGGGGCAGGGACAGAGAACGCGGCCUCCGCCUUGCCAAUUGGAUUACAACAAACGCUCUCAGUGGGUUUCGCUAUGCUCAUUCUUCUUUUUGCGUAGAGCAGAGCGCUGCUCGUGGUUCCACAAAAAAACAACCCUCUUUUAUCACUCAGCCGGCCACUCAUUUUGGCCCACUUUACACCUUAUACCCGACAGGCACGCAAAUUGAAUUGUGCGCGGUCUGAACUGGAGAACGACUGCAAGACAAAGCAUUAACAUUAUUUACUCCCUAUGGCUCAAGCCGUAUUUGUUUCGCAACGAGUUGCAUCUCAGGUGUUGGGGCAGGGAAGCAAGCAAGCAUUGGUUCGGCGUUCCUUUUGAAGAAAAAAUUGAUCACUUAAGGAUAAGGUCACGGGAUGCCUGCGUGCUGCCAGGCAGGUUCAAUAGAUACCCAGAGAGACUCAUUGCCGGUCAAAAUAUCAUAGAACAUGCUUCUGAGAGGGCGACAUGUCCUGUCAGGAGCCAAUAAUGAGCAAAUGCAUGAAA